CAAAAUUUUUAAAAUCCAACGGCUGGCUGUAGGACGUUGUGUGUGUUGUGUUGUUUAUAUUGUUCUUUGCUUGUUUAAUUAAAAGAGUACUGCAGAUAUCUUGAAAGUUUAUUAUGACAAUGAAGAGCGAUGUGCUAGAUCUCGAAACCAAAAUCAUAAACCACGAUGCAUAUGGAACUUCAUAUAAAUGGUCUCCUAGAGACUUCGAACUCGGUUCACCGCUUGGUCAAGGCAAAUUCGGGAAUGUUAACGUAGCCAGAGAGAAGAAAACUGGUUACUUAGUUGCCAUCAAAACAUUAUUUAAAUCUCAAAUAGUGAGGUCGAAAUGUGAGCGGCAAGUGCUGCGAGAGAUUGAAAUUCAAUCGCAUUUGAAACAUCGGAACAUACUGCGUCUGUUGACGUGGUUCCACGACGAGCGUCGUAUAUACUUGGUGAUAGAGUUUGCAGCCGGUGGAGAGUUAUAUAAGCAUCUCACUAACUCGCCCAAAGGCCGCUUCCCUGAAGCCAGAGCUGCUCGAUACAUUUACCAGGUAGCUGAUGCAGUAGAGUACUGUCAUCAGCACCAUGUGAUCCACAGGGAUAUCAAACCAGAGAACAUUCUGGUAGCAUUCAGUGGAGACCUCAAACUUGCUGAUUUUGGCUGGUCUGUGCAUGCACCUUCAGAAAGACGUAAAACAAUGUGCGGUACAUUAGACUACUUGCCUCCUGAAAUGAUCAAGCGUGAAGUCUAUGAUGUGUCCGUCGACCACUGGUGUAUAGGAGUCCUAUUGUACGAGUUCCUAGUGGGCAAGCCUCCGUUCGAGAGUGAGGGACAGGAUAAAACUUAUGCCAGAAUCCUUGCUUUGGACAUGGUGUAUCCUAGCUACGUACCUGAAGGAGCUAAAGAUCUUAUUUCAAGUCUUUUACGGCAGUCAAGCAAAGAGAGGCUCUCACUUGAUGGUGUGAAAAAGCAUUACUGGGUACAACAGUUCCAGACAAAUGGUGCAUAGCAUUCACAUAGACGUUGUUAAGUUAGUAUUAAUUAUAAUAAUUAUUAAUUCA
Molecule: messenger RNA, 1041 nt
Organism: Helicoverpa armigera (cotton bollworm)
Lineage: Eukaryota; Metazoa; Arthropoda; Insecta; Lepidoptera; Noctuidae
Gene: aurB
Product: aurora kinase B
Exons: 6
Coding region: 114-989 (291 amino acids)
Biological process (GO): mitotic spindle organization; regulation of cytokinesis; protein phosphorylation
Cellular component (GO): spindle midzone; spindle pole centrosome; spindle microtubule
Molecular function (GO): protein kinase activity; ATP binding
Source: RefSeq, a predicted model, not a curated record